CGUCGACGCUGCGCGUGUGCCCGUGUGUACUCCGUUACCGUACGCGACACGUUAUUUACGCGAGAUAACGUUACGGAGAGAUAACUACGGUUGCUCCGGUCGACGCGCACACUGCGUCAGUGGUGACUGGUGCCCGUGGACGUUGAUGAUACAUUAUUUUUUAGUAUUAUUUUGUCGAUUUUGUUCGUCCUGUAGUGUUGUUUCGGAACGUUUAGUGCGUUCUACGUUCAUCAGUUAAAAUAUUGGAAAAAUAAUUAAUUAUUUUAUUGCGACCCGUACGGCGCUUAUGGGCGCGUUAGUACGUGCGUACGUGUACGUCGUAGGCCGUCCGUAGGAAGGAAACGCGCGGGAUAUCGUAUAUGUGUUGACGAUGAGUAGAAAAUAAAAAAAAAUACAAAAUUAUCGCUUUAUAACGCGACGGUGUAUGUUUUUUUUUUUGGCGUCGAUUUGUCUCCCCAGCCGAGGGACAACGCGAUAACGCCACCACCGACUACGACAACAGCGAAAACGAUAAUAAAUAAUUUGAAUACGAUGAUAGUGUGGUGAACACUAUCCGGACAUACGUGUGUGUGCGUGUGUUAGUGCAUGUGUAUACAUGUGUGAGCGAGCGUAGAAAAUGAAGAAGUUCACGUUCAAAGGCGUUUUGGACGGCAUACGGUCGUCGGUGGCGCCGCAGAUAAAGCCCGAGCAGGAGAUCGUGGAAACGCUCAGGUCCGACAACUUCCAGGUGGCCAAGACAUUCCGUCAUGGAUUUCCGUACCAGCCUACUGCCCUAGCGUUUGACCCUAUCCAACGGUUGUUGGCCAUCGGCACUAAAAAUGGAUCUCUACGAAUUAUUGGACGACCUGGAGUGGACGCACAGGUCAGACACGAAUUGGAAGCCGCCGUCGUUCAAGUGGAGUUCUUGAUGAACGAAGGCGCUUUGAUCACUGUAACAGCUGAUGAUAGUUUACACCUGUGGAAUUUCAGACAGAAACGAGCCGACGUCGUCCACAGUCUAAAAUUUCAAAGAGAAAGGAUCACUGUGGUGCACCUACCGCUCCGGAGCAAGUGGCUGUACGUGGGCUCGGAAAGAGGAAACGUGCAUUUCGUCAACGUCGAAUUGUUUACCCUCUCUGGUUACAUAAUAAAUUGGAACAAAGCCAUUGAAGUGACCAGACCAACCCAUCCCGGACCCAUUGUGCACCUGAGCGAUAAUCCUGCGGAUUCCAGCAAGUUGCUGAUUGGAUUUGAAACCGGACUGAUGGUGUUGUGGGACUUAAAGACUAAGAAACCGGAAUGCCGCUGGCAGUGGGGCGACUCCUUGAAGUCCAUUGAUUGGCAUUUUGAAGGGAAACAGUUCACGUGCAGCCACAGCGACGGAAGUUUGACGACUUGGAAUGUCAAACCUUCAUCGAAACCGGCAAACAUAAUAUACCCCCACGCUAAAACCAAAACGGAAACUUGCAAACCCAUACAGAAAGUUGAAUGGAAAUCUUCGAAAUCCGGCGAGUCCUAUUUAAUAUUUUCCGGAGGACUGACUGCCGAUACCGCUGGCCGCGUGCCCAGCAUAACUAUCAUGCACGGGAAAACGACUACUGUCCUCGAAAUGGAUCACAACAUCGUCGAUUUUGUUACGCUAUGCGAAAGCCCUUACAACAGCGACGUGCAAGAGCCUUACGCCAUAGCAGUGCUCAUGCAAAACGAUCUUGUGCUAGUCGACUUGCUCAGUCCCGGAUACCCGUGCUUCGAAAACCCUCACCCCAUGGACAUACACGAGUCGCCAGUGUCUUGCGUGCAUUACAUAGCCGACUGUCCGUCCGACUUGAUACCCGCGUUCUACUCGGUCGGAUCGAGGUCAGCUUCCAAACGGACCGGCUACAGCGAGAACAAGUGGCCUAUUGCUGGUGGCGAAUGGAGCCCCACGUCGUGCAGCUAUAAUGAAAUCAUCCUGACCGGCCACACAGACGGCAGUGUUAGGUUUUGGGACGCUAGCGCUGGUAGUCUGCAAGUGCUGUACAAAUUGAAAACCGCCAAGGUGUUCGAAAAGUCUCGUUCAAAAUCUCCCGACGGAGCCGAAGAUGAUCAGUUUUCGGUGCAACUGCUGUCGUUUUGCCCGGAGAGCAGAAAAUUGGCCGUGGCUGGUUCAUCGUCGUACGUGGUGCUAUUCAAGUUUCGUAAACUGGAGUCAACUUUUGAGACAACGACGUUGGAAAUACCGAUAUAUACGGAGAGUCUAGACGAAGCAGCCGAAAGCUCACCAGAAGAGACGCCUUCAAAGCCAGCCACUACCGAUGACAGCACCAUUCCGGUCAAAGUGCGAACCGGUCCCCAGAAAAAGCCGCCCGGUUUCCAGGCUUGUCUGGCAUGUGUCACCCCAUCGGUGAACGGCGAACCGCCUGGCCAAAUAACCGCACUAACAAUUAACUCCUCGUACGGAUUGCUGGCCUACGGUCUAGACAACGGUAUUGUGAUAGUAGACUUUAUACAAAAACAUGUUCUCUUAAACAUCAACACGGCUGAGCUGUACGGUAGUGCGGAUCCAAACCAAAGGGCUCCCAGGUCGCCGAAAAGAACGACCGCUUUCAGCGAGACCAGUGACGGCGAACGAUGCCGGUCUCCCAGCAUUGAUCAGGGUCUAGAAGACGAAGUGGACGAAUUGGAAGAGUUGAGCAAACUGGCGCUGAGUCCGGUGGGCGUGUACUCGACUCAGGUAUCGCCGAACCCGUCGGAAUGUCCGGACGACGCCACUGAAAAGGCGGAAGAGGCGCUCGUGUUGAUACCGGAACCCCAGGAACAACAGGCGGACUCGGAAGCGCCAGCGGAAGAACAACUGGCUGUGCCACCGGUCGCGUCCGGGGCGACCGCCGCGGCCAAGGCUAACGGCCGGCGGACCAGUCACUCGUGGCGGGGACUCAAGAAACAACUGAGCCGGGUCGAUCUCAAGCUGAAGAACACGUUCACCGCGGCCUCGGCUCCCGCCAAAAAAGCGUCCACGUUUUACACGACCGAGCAGCAGGCGGACGCGACCGACGAACCCGGGCCCGGCGUGACCGCGGUACCGCAAAUAAUAACCGAGUCCGAGGUCCAAGAGAUGUCGUCCCCCCGGGCUGACGGAACCGGACCGGAGCCCUCGGCCGAGUCGGCCACGGCCGCCACGGUGACCAGGCCGACGGAGCUGAAGCUGUUCGACCGGGACGGCAAGCCGAUCAAACCGCCGAGACCGGUCAAAGAGCACCGGAAGCGGACGUCGCUCGACAAACAGGCGGGCGCGUGUGCCAUCGCCACGGCGGCCAGGGACGCCCGUUUGCUGUCCGUGCCGAACAUCAAGUACAGCCACAGGGAUCUAAGACACAACCGGUCCAAUAACCAAGCCUUCAUCAACCUCCUUAGACGAUUAAACAAGUUGGACAGCUCGUUUUCUAGAUCUCGAAGUUCAAGUAUGUCGAGUUUAGAUAAUAUUACCACGGAGACAAUACAGUGUUUGACGUUUGGCGAUUCCUACACGAAGAAAUCCGAUCCGUCUACCUUCCCGACCCUUUGGAUAGGCACUAGUGUGGGUUCAGUGCUCACAAUAAUGAUCAAUCUACCACCCUCCGGAGAGCCCAGAACCCCGCAAUCUGUAAGCGUUGCCCCUUGUGGUACAAUUUUCAGACUAAAAGGCGGAGUGCUUACCACGUCGUUCUUGGACUGCAAUGGCGCUUUGAUACCGUACGCGUACGAAGCGUGGAGAGACGAAGGCCGAGAUAAACAAAAGACGCCUACGAAAAACCCCGGCGGACUCAGUCGCAUGUCGCCCGCGCUCACCGGUAGUUCGGAGAGCGUGUCCAGCAACCCUGGAGCUGCUGCUGCCGGCUUGCCUCAACAGCAACAGUCGCAAGUGUCGUGCGACCGGCAGUUCGUCACCAUUGUCAGCGAGAAACAGGCCAGAGUCGUGGCUUUACCUUCACAGAACUGCGUUUACAAACAUCAAAUAGCCGACGCCGACUUUGUGGUCAAGUCCGAAGUCGUAUCCGUCAAAGAUAGUGUGUGCCUGGCGUGUUACAUAUCUAACGGCCAUAUAAACAUCUUCAGUUUGCCUAGUCUCAGGCUUCUAGUAGACGUGGAUUUCCUGGCUCUAUCCGACUUAAGUUUUCAGACCCAGAAACAGGGCAUAGUUGACCCAAUGUUAUCCAUAUGGGGCCAACAGAUGUUUGUCAAUGAAGACACUGACCAAAUCGCCAAGACGUUUUGCUUUAGCAACAGAGGACACGGGUUGUUCCUGAACACGCCGUCGGAAUUACAAAGGUUUUCGGUUUCCGCAGAGUUUUGUCAAAGUCUACCGGAAAUGAUGGGUGAACUUUUCCAACCGCACGAGAUGCCGGAACCGCCGAAACAAAGUUUCUUUAUCGGCCUCUUCGGCGGCGGAUCAAGAUCUAUCGACCGCGAAGAACUAUUUGGUGAAUCCAGCAGCGGUAAAGCACCGAAAUUGGUGGCCAAGCACAUUCCGGGUCCUUCGGCGCAGUUAGACGCUAUGGGAAGCCGAGCUAGCACGGCGGCCAGCGAGAUAUCUCGAGCCCAUCAGUUGGCCUUAGAGCGUGGAGAGAAACUUAGCAAUCUAGAAGACAGGACUGCCAGAAUGAUGACUGAAGCAGAUCAGUUCUCUAGUAACGCCAGGGAGCUGCUGCUAAAGAACAAGGACAAACGCUGGUAUCAGCUGUAGGAGGUUUCCGCCGUUUCUCAGUUUUCUCACUCUUAUUAUCGUAUUAUUAUACACAUACACGUCAUUUGUGUACAUAAAAAAAACUAACUUUAACGUUCUUCCAAAAUAUAUUAAUAAUAACAAUAAUAUAAUUUUCUAACUACGAUCAGUUGGUAUUUGGCUUUUCAAAAAAUUACUAAAUUUGCGGUCAACGUCUUUUUUUCUUCUUUUACCUAAGUUAUAAUAUAUUGAAAUGAUAUCAGAAUACCGGUGCCAUGGUUUCAGAACACAAUUCCCUUUGGUAUUUUGGUAAAUAUUGUAUAGAUACCACAAUAUAAUAUAAUAUAGACGCCUAUUAUCGUUAAAUUAUUCCCGUUAAAAAGGGGAAAAUUGAUACAUUUAGUACUUAUAAAAUAUUUAUAUAUAUAUAUAUAAACACAUAUUUAUAUUUGUUGUUCGUUAUUGAGUAGGAAUAUUUUUCUGUUAUAUUUAAAACAAUACUUUUUAAACUAUUAUACAAUUAUAGGUAGGUUAAAACGAUAAGUAGUACUCGGAAAGUGUAUAACGUUAAGUUACACAUAAUAAUAACAAAUAAAGAAAAUUCAUAAAACGGGCUGUGGUUUUAGGAAUAAGGUAGUAUUAUUAUAUUAUAUCUAAUUAUUAUCGUGGUAAUUAGUAUAAAUUAACUCAUGUUAGAACUAGACACGGUUGUAUUAAUAUUAUGUGUAAAAUAAUCUAAAAUAAUUAUAAAACAAAAUUAACGUACAUCACUGUCUCUCUUUCACAAAAAAAAAAAAUAGAUGCUAUAAAAUUAAUAACCUGGCGAGCGUAUUCGAGCGCAAUUUAUAUAAUUUUACAAUCACUUACAGAGUAUUUAAAAUGAUCACGAAUCAGUAAUUUUUUUCUGUAAAUUAAUUGAAUUUAAAGAGCAUAAAAUCAUUGUUAAAUAAUAUGAUCAAAACUAGUUUAAUUUUUUUAGAUGGUAAAUUUUUCAAGUUAAACAGUGUUUAACGAUCUACCUUUUAAAUUAAUAUGCGAAUCAAGUAAAUACUCAAGUAUUUUUAGGAAGUUACUCUCCAAAACUGUCGCUUGUUGUUAUUUUUUUUAAUUGAUCGCCGAAGUUUAAUUUUAGUCAAUUAUUAUAUUAAAGAUAAUCUUUGGCACGGGUUCAACUAAAAAAAAAAAAACAAACCGUUUAAAAACAAAAUUACUGUCUUAAGAAAUUUUAAAAAACUGAAAAUAUAAUUAAUGUGUUUGUGUGAGUAGAGGAGUAAACUCAUCAAGUAUGAUGCGAUUUGUGCCUUAAAGUAUAUAAGAUAGUUUGCAGUACUGUAUUAUGUGAUAAUUUUAAUUCUAAUAAUACAGAUUCUAGUAUAGAAUAUAUAACCAAACCUUAACGUAUAUUGAAAAAAAAUAUGUUUUUGACUUGUUUCUAGUUUUUAUUUUAUUUUAUUAAUUCUUCUUCUACUUAUUAUAAUAGUAUUAUAAACGAUAAAACUAUACACAUUAUGUAUAAUAUUAUACGCUUGGAAACUGAAGAAUAUUAGUAGGACCCUUUUUGAUGGUCCAAAGCCUAAAAAAUAACAAUAAAUGUUGUUCGUUGGCUUUACACGUCUCACUACCAAACUCUUUUCCGAGAUGAAUUCGCCAAAAAAAAUACCCAUCCCUUCUCUCUGUAUAUUCAAGUAGUACUAAACUACCUUUAAAAUUAAACAGGAUACACUGUUAAAAAAAAUAGUUUUUUGAAGAGGAAGAGGAGGAGGAGGAGGAAACUUGCUUGAAUAUUAUACAAAAUAAUAAGUAUAUUUCAUUAAGUAAUAUGAUUUUUUGUUUUGUUUUGUCUACAAUUAUAUUUUUUUAUGUAUGUGUGUAUAAAUUGUUGUUUCAAUCGAGACGUCCUGUGCUUAUAAUAGGCGUUAUGUAUAGCUUAGGAUGUAUGUACAUUUUUACGAACACUAAUAUCCAAUACGCAUUAACAAUUUUACAUACUAAAACUUCUUCUUAGGCCUUAAUUAAUUAAUUAUUAUUAUUUGUAUUAUAUGGACUGUUCACUGUUGUUCUAAACGCAUUGACCUAUACAAACAAACAAAACUCACAUACAUGUUGUAUUAUUAAGUUGCUAUCGUUUUACGUUAUACCUAUAGUGAUUCUUAAAAUUAUAAUUUUUAAUUUUAACAAAACUUAUGUGUACAAGGUAAGUUAUUGUACGCGUUCGUCUAUUGUUGUUUUCGCGCUUGUUCCAAACGUUAAAAUACAAAUUUGCUUUUUCAAAAUAAACGACAAUGGCAGACAACCCUUUUCAAAAGCCAUCUUGUCUGGUGUGAAACGGUUGUAAGCAUAUUAUGUGUAUAUGCACAAUUUGCGGGGGGCUUAGGUGGGCUAGUACCACCCUUUUUAAAACUAGCCCUCCAAAAUGGUUAACAUUUUUUAUAUUAAGUUACACGGGAUGUGGGCUUUAUAAAUGUUUUCGGUGUUCAAGCCCCCUCAUUUUAUGCCCCUGGUACUAAGAAUUAUGCUUUGUGCGCGAAACGAGCAUAAACAAUAACGAACGGGGACAAUGAAUUGCUUACCAAAUAAUGUGAUAUGAAAUUAUUAAUAUUUUAAUGUAUUAUAAGAAUAUAUAUACGAUAUUAUAUAGUAUGAGAUCCACUGGUUAUGCAUCGUUAUGUUGACACUUUUUUUGUAAUUAUUAUUAUUAUUAUUAUUAUUAUUAUAAUUGUGUUAUAACUGAUGACAUCGUUGGGGUUAAUAAAUAUUCUUAUUAAUUAUA
Molecule: messenger RNA, 7430 nt
Organism: Adelges cooleyi (spruce gall adelgid)
Lineage: Eukaryota; Metazoa; Arthropoda; Insecta; Hemiptera; Adelgidae
Gene: Tomosyn
Product: syntaxin-binding protein 5
Exons: 22
Coding region: 617-4681 (1354 amino acids)
Biological process (GO): regulation of protein secretion; regulation of exocytosis
Cellular component (GO): plasma membrane; SNARE complex; cytoplasm
Molecular function (GO): myosin II binding; GTPase activator activity; syntaxin binding
Source: RefSeq, a predicted model, not a curated record